Messenger RNA from Plenodomus lingam JN3, 3642 nucleotides. RefSeq lists its product as uncharacterized. Gene Ontology annotation, molecular function: tRNA-guanosine(34) queuine transglycosylase activity. NCBI's taxonomy places the organism in Eukaryota, Fungi, Ascomycota, Dothideomycetes, Pleosporales, Leptosphaeriaceae. The record is from RefSeq and is a predicted model, not a curated record.
AUGUCUGCCUCCAAGCUGGAUCAAUUGCCGCCUGGAAUGGUCGAGUUUACUGUUCUCAAGUCUGUGGGUGCGCUUGCACCGCGUCUUGGCCGUGUAUCCAUGCCACGAAGGACGAGCAUACUGACACCGGACUUCAUCGCCAACACAUCACGGGGCAUUAUUCCUCAUGUGUCGCAGGACAACUUUCGUAAGAGCCGGGUGGCCAAUGGCGUCUACCUCGCUCUCGAGGACUUCGUCGAGAAGCUGCCCCAGAAGACACCGCCUAUUUUGAACCAUGAAGGGCCUGACUCGUUGCGGCGCUUCAUAGCCCUUGCUGAAGACACGCUCAUGGUGUUGGGGGCGCGUCGCAAUCCCCCCAUAGCGAGCCCAGUUGCAAACACGAAUGCUGAAGUCGGCCUCUUCACCUCGGUCGGCUUCACCUCCAUCAGCUCCGAAUACUACGCGGCCAUCGCACGGAAGUUGCAGCCGGACAUUGUCGUAGGGCUGGCCGACAUUCCCUUUGGACAGGAGCAGGUGGGCCGGAAGAGGAAGUUCAAGAUGAGCGACCGCACCGAAGCCUGGCUGCAGGACCUGGUUGCUGCCAAAGGGGGGAUGGCGAAGGAAGACAAGCCAUGGAGCAUCUUCGCCCCCAUCUUGCCCAUUGACCUGGACUUGCAGUCGUGGUACCUGGAGCAUCUGCUGGAUCCCAAUAUGCUCAACAAGAUCAGCGGCCUGGCCAUCUACGACGCCUUCCUCCUCGACGACCUAUCCGAGGAAUUGCAACACCUUCCGCGCUUAUCUUUCCACGUCCCGGCAAGUCCCCAUGAACUUCUCCGCCAUAUUGGCCUGGGCGUGGAUAUCUGCACGGUGCCGUUCCUUGCUGAGGCGACUGACGCAGGCAUCGUUCUCGACUUCACAUUUCCCCCACCUCCCAAGAAUCAGUCCACAAGCAACCGUCGGUCUCUCGGAAUCGAUAUGUGGAGCGACGCGCAUGCCCUGUCUGUGACUCCACUCUCAGACGGCUGCACCUGCUAUGCUUGCACCAAGCACCAUCGCGCCUACCUACAGCACCUGCUUGCGGCCAAGGAGAUGCUCGGCUGGGUACUGAUACAACUGCACAAUCACGCAGUCAUGGCCGCCUUCUUUGCCGGUGUCCGCGCUUCCAUUAAAGCGGGCACAUUCGAGACUGAUGUGGCUGCCUUUGAAGCUUGCUAUGAACCAGCACUACCUGCAAAGACUGGACAAGGGCCUAGAGUACGCGGCUAUCAAUUCAAAAGCGAGGCACAUGUCACCAAGGACAAGAAGAACCCCAAAGCAUUUCGCAAAUUUGGUGAGGAAGAGAUUGCCAAACUCAGGGCCGCCAAUGGUCGACAGGCAAACGCGAACCCAGCGAUUAAGGAUGCGGUUGACGACGAGGCUCUCUUUGGACUGAUUAAUAUGGAUAUUGCACAGUCAGAUGAGACCACUGCUAUUCAAGAUGAUCAGCCCUGCAUUGUUUCUGGCCAGUACCACGCCACCCAUUGCACACGCGUCAACACACACAACUUCAUUCUGCAACUAGAUACGUCUUGCUUCUACAACCGCACCCUGCGCCAGACUCUGGCCAUCAUUACACGUCCUGUUCACGCCAUCCGAGCAUUUGCGUAUCUCAAUUUUGAUGUCGACAAAUGCCACUCGCGCUCUGCAAUCGCGCAGAGGGAGGCUCCUCCAGCCGUUGGUGGCGCUAACAUCAGUCCUGCGACAAGGGACUCGGCUAUCGUUCUGUCAAUCGUCAAUUCCUCGCACAAUGCUCGCACAAAGACCGGUGGCGGAUAUCAUAAACGUGACUCCAUCAUGAAUAAGUCGUCGUUCAGCGGCAACGACAAGUCUCUGGGUGCGAGAAGGUUACGUGAGCGCUAUGAGAUAUCGGCGCGUUUCAAAGGGCCCCUGCUCGAACGGAUGAUCAAAUUGGCAAUACUGCUUACCCACCAUGUACCAGUACCGCCGAAACGGGUAUCUGUCGCCAUUUUUGAUCGGCCUGGGCCAGACACACCAGAGAAACCUACCAGUAUGUUGAAGCAGGGGAUCGCAAUGCUGCGGUCGCCCAGCGCGAUGACCAUGCUCUUCAAAAUCGUCGUCGUAAUUAUCAUACUGGGCUCGCUUUUCCACCUGCGCUUUCUUGUAUCGCUUUGGGAUACUUCUCCGGCUGAAUAUGGCUCGCAUCAUGCGUCGUUGAGCGAGGGCUUGCAAGCAGGUGAGACUGGUAAUGGCUCCCAGAACGUAGGGCAGGGAUCAAACUUCAAGACCAUCGAUCAUGCGUCGAUUGUCCACACCAGCGAGUCUUCUGGUCCACCUCCUCCUGCAGUCGUGGAGUCUCCCAGCUCAGAAUCUUCUCACGAAACCGCAAAUAUGGAGCCUGUAAUCGCCGAUAAGCUUCUAAGCUCUCACGAAGAAAGCCGCUUCCGCUCCCACGGCCCGAAAAACUGUUUCCCGUCCUUCGACACCACCAUGCAACAACGCGCGUCCGACCGUCUCGCCUCUUGCGAAAAGUACGCUCCCUUCUCAAUCGAAGAAACACAUCGCGUCGCCUUUGCCACUGCCUCAACCGGCGGUCCUUUGAGUCCCGCCUACGCAUUGGCGAUCCAAUCCCAUAUGACUCACAGCACCAUCCACAACUCAACCGUGCACAUGCUCUGCGCCGACAUCGUCCCAGGAAUCUGGAACAAAGUCGCCUACCUCCAAAAUCUCGUCUCCGAAGAGCUUCUCAAACCUGAACGCGAGCGUCUAGAAUGGCUCUUCUGGGCUGACCGCGACACCCUGAUCCUCGACCAAUGCCGGCCACUAUCCUCGUUCCUGCCGCCCAAGUCGCCGGAAUUCGACAAGGUCAAUUUCCUCGCCAUUCACGACGCCUACGGACUCAACUACGGCGUCUUCUUCAUCCGCGUCAAUACCUGGGCUAUUAACUUCUUCUAUAACAUCCUCUCAUACCCCUACUACAAACCCCAGGACGAGCUCAUAUUUGCUGAGCAAUCAGCCGCCGCACGUCUUCUCGAGGCCGAUCCCAAGUACGGCGACCACUUUGCCCGCGUCCCCUGGUACUGGUUCAAUGCGUAUCCAAUGGAUGACGACAACGGCACGAUCCCGUACGUGAGCAAUGUCCAUCCGGACGAGUAUGAGUACUUCCGCCCUCGUAAGGGUGACUUUCUCGCGCAUUUUGCUGGACAUGGUAAGAGAUUGGAGGAAAUGGUGACGUGGGCGUAUGCGCUGGAGAAGGUGGGCGAUGUCUGGGUGAAUAAAGAGGAGGAGGAGAGGAGGGAUGUCACUUCAGAUAUUGGAAAUUAUUGGAGGGCUUAUAAGGAGGGCACGCUUACGGACAAGAUGAAGACUGGAAAGUCUGCGAAUGACGAGGCAAAGGAAAAGGUGGUGGCGGCGGCCAAGGCAGCGGCAGAGGCGGAGAAAAAGGCAAAGGAGGCGGAGGAACAGGCAAAGGAGGCAGAGAAACAGGCAAAGGAGGCGGAGAAAAAGGCAAAGGAGGCAGAGGAGGCUAAGGCAAAUGUAGAGGCGGAAGGGAAGGUGGAGGCGGAGAAGAAUGCAAAGGCAAACACAGAGAAGGCAGAUCCAGUGCCAGCAACAGAGCCACAACAACAAGCACAGACUCAAGACCAGACCCAAGAGCUACAAUGA